Crotalus tigris (Tiger rattlesnake) is the source of this 2842-nucleotide messenger RNA. It is a transcript of the gene CSTF3, whose product is annotated as cleavage stimulation factor subunit 3. Bases 185 to 2341 code for a protein of 718 amino acids. Lineage: Eukaryota; Metazoa; Chordata; Lepidosauria; Squamata; Viperidae. Gene Ontology annotation, molecular function: protein binding; mRNA binding. Gene Ontology annotation, biological process: mRNA 3'-end processing. The record is from RefSeq and is a predicted model, not a curated record. Gene Ontology annotation, cellular component: nucleus. The transcript has 21 exons.
CGGGCGAGUGGAAGCUGCACGCAGGGUUGAUUAGUUCACUUACGAGCUGCCCGGGGGUUUUGCGAGGGAAGAGAACGGGAGGUGGGUGGGUAGGAGGGUUAAGAAAUAGGCAUAUCUAUAUAUAUAUAUAUCGGACCCUGCUUCCUGCUCCCCCCUCUACUUCCGGGCACCGUUUUAACUCGCCAUGUCUGGAGAAGCUCCCGCCGGUGACCAGGCUGCUGAAUAUGUCCCAGAAAAAGUAAAGAAAGCUGAAAAGAAACUAGAAGAGAAUCCAUAUGACCUUGACGCUUGGAGCAUUCUCAUUCGAGAGGCACAGAAUCAACCUAUAGACAAAGCACGGAAGACCUAUGAACGCCUUGUUGCCCAGUUCCCAAGUUCUGGCAGAUUCUGGAAACUGUACAUUGAAGCUGAGAUAAAAGCAAAAAAUUAUGACAAAGUAGAGAAGCUGUUUCAGCGAUGCCUUAUGAAAGUCUUACACAUUGACUUGUGGAAGUGCUACCUUUCAUAUGUACGAGAAACAAAAGGGAAGCUACCCAGUUAUAAAGAAAAAAUGGCUCAAGCGUAUGAUUUUGCUCUAGAUAAAAUUGGCAUGGAAAUAAUGUCAUAUCAGAUCUGGGUGGAUUACAUCAAUUUUUUGAAAGGCGUUGAAGCAGUAGGGUCCUACGCAGAAAACCAGAGGAUAACAGCUGUCCGCAGGGUUUAUCAGCGAGGCUGUGUGAACCCUAUGAUCAACAUUGAACAGCUUUGGCGAGAUUAUAACAAGUAUGAAGAGGGAAUCAAUAUCCACUUAGCCAAAAAAAUGAUUGAAGAUCGUAGUAGAGAUUAUAUGAAUGCUAGACGUGUUGCUAAGGAGUAUGAGACUGUGAUGAAAGGUCUGGAUCGUAAUGCUCCCUCUGUCCCACCACAAAAUACUCCACAAGAAGCACAGCAGGUAGACAUGUGGAAGAAAUACAUUCAGUGGGAAAAGAGUAACCCUCUGCGUACUGAAGACCAAACCCUCAUCACAAAGAGAGUGAUGUUUGCAUAUGAACAAUGCCUCUUAGUAUUGGGUCAUCAUCCUGAUAUCUGGUACGAAGCUGCACAAUAUCUUGAACAAUCCAGCAAGCUGCUAGCUGAGAAAGGGGAUAUGAACAAUGCUAAACUUUUCAGUGAUGAAGCAGCAAAUAUUUAUGAAAGAGCAAUCAGCACUUUAUUAAAAAAGAACAUGCUUCUUUAUUUUGCGUAUGCAGAUUAUGAAGAGAGUCGUAUGAAAUAUGAGAAAGUACACAGCAUAUAUAAUAGACUCUUGGCUAUUGAAGACAUUGAUCCCACUUUGGUUUACAUUCAGUAUAUGAAGUUUGCAAGGCGAGCAGAAGGUAUAAAAUCAGGCCGAAUGAUAUUUAAGAAAGCACGAGAAGAUGCCCGCACCCGCCACCAUGUCUAUGUUACAGCUGCUCUGAUGGAAUAUUAUUGCAGCAAGGACAAAUCAGUGGCUUUUAAGAUUUUUGAGCUAGGCUUGAAGAAAUAUGGAGACAUUCCAGAAUAUGUCUUGGCAUAUAUUGAUUAUCUUUCUCAUUUGAAUGAGGAUAAUAAUACAAGAGUCCUGUUUGAACGUGUGUUGACUUCCGGGAGCCUUCCACCAGAGAAGUCAGGAGAAAUAUGGGCUCGAUUUUUAGCUUUUGAAAGCAAUAUUGGUGACUUGGCUAGCAUAUUAAAAGUUGAAAAACGAAGGUUCACAGCUUUCAAGGAAGAAUAUGAGGGCAAAGAAACAGCUUUGCUGGUAGACAGGUAUAAAUUCAUGGAUCUGUACCCUUGUUCUGCCAGUGAACUCAAAGCUCUUGGUUAUAAGGAUGUCUCUCGUGCAAAGCUAUCAACCAUAAUUCCAGAUCCUGUAGUGGCACCUUCAAUAGUCCCUGUGCUAAAAGAUGAAGGAGACAGAAAGCCAGAAUAUCCAAAACCAGAUACCCAGCAGAUGAUUCCAUUUCAACCAAGACAUUUAGCACCUCCAGGUUUACAUCCAGUUCCUGGUGGUGUUUUCCCUGUUCCACCUGCUGCCGUAGUUCUAAUGAAACUUCUUCCACCUCCUGUGUGUUUUCAGGGUCCAUUUGUGCAAGUGGAUGAACUCAUGGAGAUUGUCAGAAGAUGCAAACUUCCAGACACUGUGGAUGAAGCUGUACGGAUUAUUACAGGAGGCUUACCUGACCUUUCAAUGGAAGGGAAUGGACCUUUGGAAAAUAAUGCCCUUCUCAAUAAAUCUGUCAAAAGACCAAAUGAAGAUUCAGAUGACGACGAGGAAAAGGGGUCAGUGGUUCCUCCAAUUCACGAUAUUUACAGAGCACGACAACAGAAGCGAAUCCGAUGAGGCAUGUUGCAAAUUCAGUUGUGAAAAUAAAGGACUUGUAAUAUUUUGUCUUUCAACAAAUCAAAUGUUUAAAAAGAAUUGAAAGUUUCUAACAUGCAUCUUGCAACUGAGGUUGUUUUGUUACUGUGGUGCCUCUUUUUUACCAGCCGUUUUUUUCAUCAGAAAAGGAAAAAGGCAGAUGAGAGUUCUGGCAGCAACUACACAUUGGAACACAGACUGUGCAAAAUGUUUGCCAUGUGUUUGGUUGAUCUUCAGAUGUAUCCUCACAUAUCACUUGAAUUCUUGUGGGGAUUUUGACAGUUUUAUUUUUAAAAACUGGAAAGCUUAUAAUGGGGAAAUAUUUUAAAUUCACAUUUCUGAAAAACAAAACUGUUUUCACUUUGCUCAUGUAGUGUCUGUCCUGCCUUAUUCUUCAUUUUAAUUUAUGGCAGAAUGAAUGGAAGCUGUUUUGUAGUUUAAAAUAGAAAAAAAUGUUCCUUUCAAAUAAAGGAUCUCCAUAAA